Molecule: messenger RNA, 4380 nt
Organism: Xyrichtys novacula (pearly razorfish)
Lineage: Eukaryota; Metazoa; Chordata; Actinopteri; Labriformes; Labridae
Source: the annotation of a GenBank genome assembly
UUGUGAUAUCAUGCGUGUUUCCGGAACAGUUGUUUUAGAUCAGUGGGUUAAAUAUAUUGCAGAACAUCAGUCGACUUCAGCGGAGUGGGAAAAUUAUGUUCAACCAGUAAGGUGUGUGAGAGUCUGAGCUCAGACAGACUCUGAUGCCUCCUUCACUGACUCGGCUCCAGCAGAGCGCAGACGGAACCAGUUGCGCACAUCGUUUCUGCAGGAAUACUGAGGAGAUCCUUUUAUUUCAGGACGUUAAAUCGUCCUUGCCAGACUGACAGGAUGUGAACUUGUGUUAUUGAUCACCGAUAAAGGCAAAGAGAACGGAGACUGUUAACUCAUGGCGCGGUGUGUGCGAAGGCGAACUUGAGGUAAGAAAGUCUACAUGAUUCCUCACGGCUUUGCAGCUCUUUCUGGAGUCAUUGGAGAUCAUUUCUUGCAUUUGUGAGGGUGUUUUAAAACAUUUUUUUAAAUAAAAAUUUCAGUCUGAUUGAAAUAUUGUCGGUACCUUUAUCCUAUAUCAGCACAAACUUACAGAAUUACAGAAUAAAUGCAGAAAAAAUACAGAAAAACAGCUAGUCCAAGAUGACUAUAACAAUUUUGCUUAAUCUUAAAAUAAUAUCACCGGGUCUCUCAUCAUCAUCACAUAUUUUGUUUCAAAUGUUUUGUUGUAAAUGAACCAUGCUGUCAAUCAACCACUUUCUCCCACAGAUUUUGAACUGUCAUGUCAGCCAAUGGGAGCUCAGAAACAGGCUGCAGGUCAGAGGUCAGACCAAGCAACACCACCUGCAGCCAUAAGGAGCUCUCCGUCACCACUUCUGCCAUCUCCAUGACCGUGGGCAUCCUGUCUAACAGCCUCGCCCUCUUCAUCCUCAUCAAAUCCUACAAACGCAUCCGGAUCAAGUCCAAGGCAUCCUUCCUGCUGUUUGCCAGCAGCCUGGUGGUCACAGACCUGCUGGGUCACCUCAUCAAUGGCUCCCUGGUGUUGUACGUCUACAGCUCCCACAAGAAAUGGGAGACAUUUGACCCUCAUCGUAUUGUGUGCAGCGUCUUCGGGGUGUGCAUGGUCUUCUUUGGCCUCAGCCCCUUGUUCCUGGGGAGUGCAAUGGCUAUAGAGCGAUGCAUCGGAGUCACCAGGCCUAUCUUCCACUCCACAGCAUUGGCAUCCCAUCAUAUGAAAAUGCUGUUGGGACUCACCUGGUUGUUGGCUGCGCUGGUGGCUGUGCUGCCUGUGGUUCUGUGGAGGCCCUACAGUGUUCAGAGCUCCAGGAGCUGGUGUUUCUUCCACAUGGAGGAGCCGAAAGACUGGCUGGAUGUGCUCCUACCUCUGUUGUUCUCCAUGCUGGGUCUGCUGGCUCUACUGCUUUCUAUUGUGUGCAACACUUUGACCAGCUGUGCACUGCUGCAGGCCAGACUGAGGCGCAAACAUCACUGCAGAGGCCCGUCUUAUCACAUAGAGAUGAUCUGCCAGCUCUUGGCGAUCAUGUUGGUGUCCUGUGUGUGCUGGGGUCCGUUACUGGUAAGUUUCAGUAUUUGUAUUGUUUUAAGUUUUGGCCUCUUUGUUGUUAUCUGUAUUUAAACUAGUAUCAGUAUUCCUAUUCAUAUCAGUAUCCAGAUCUUUUCCAGUAUCUGAAUACCAGUAUAUACUGGCUUCAGUAACAGCAUUGGUAUUGAUAUCAGCCUCCAAUCAGUCUAAACUUUGGCUAACAUCCAGUAUACCAACAUGCUAAUCCAAUAUUAUAACCUUUUUUCCACGAAACAGUCAGUUGUUUUGAUAGUAAUAGGAACUCUGCUUCAUUCCCAAGGUUGUAAUGAAAGUCAGAACUCUGUGGUAAAUUAGUUUGUAUCAUGCUGGUAUCAGUGGGGUCCGCACUGACCGAGACUCAAGUCUAGGUAUCAGGUAUUAAGAUCAGUGACCUGCGAUCAUUUCUUCAUAGUCAAUCUGACACAAAACUGCAAACAGAAACAACAACUUCUGUCGCCCUCUUACAUCAUCACAACGGGGUCAUAUCCAAUGGCAAGGGAACAAACUGAGACUCUAAAUACAAACCAUGCACACGCACGUGCACACACACACACACAUAUCAUGUCUGGAUACUGUUGGAUGAGAUUCAUUUUUGUUAAGUUUAAUUUGUAAAUUCCUAUUUUUCUCAGGAUAGAUGAGAUAAAUUGCAUCAUUUAACUUAAAAAUAGCUGUAAAAUAUAUUGGCUUGUAUACAGUAUACUGUUUUGAAUAGUGCACUCCCUUUUAAGUUUUAAUAUAUUGAAUAGAAUAUAUUAUUUAUUAUUCAUAAUUUAUUCAAAAUAAAAUAUUUAUUAUAUAUACAUAAAGUACAAUUAGACAAAACAAGGAAUUCCAUAUUUUUUGGAGAUCAAAAAGGAAUAGGUUGAAGCUAUUUAGCUGACAUAUACCUACCCUCGUUCCUCCCUAUUCAUUUACCCUUUGCGUGUCUUUAGAAUGGUUAUUAGUUGUUAUUGGCACACUGAUACUGUUUCCUACAGUGAAGUGAAUGUAUCAUGGUAAUUGAAGGUUCAGUUUUAUUACAGUCCUGGUGGACAUGCAUAGUUGCCCCUGUGCUCUUGCUGUCCCCACAUCCCAAAGGUAUAUUUAGUUAAGUGUAUUAAGUAUGUAGUCACAGCUGAGACCCCACAGCAACAACCAUAAAGUGACACAUCUUAAAUCAAGGUGUUACAGUAUCACACUGGGUAAAACAGUAAUAAACAUUUCCAGUGGUUUUACAAUCUCCUCACAGUUUAGUCCCACAUUUCUGCCCGUGCACAUGGUCAUGUUUGGUUAACAGUCUAUCCGUUUGUUGUUCCACACCAGUACAGUCUGAAAGUACCUUCGCCCACAUUGCCAAUGAUGGAGAAUCAAGACUCUGUCAACGUUGUGUAAUAGCUCUCCUUGUUUAGAGAUGGUUUAAAAAAGAUUUAAUGGAGCCCUGUCUGUUUCUGUGUUUGUAUAAAAUCCUCCACAUAUAUCCCAAGCACUUAGAGUUUGACAUUUAAAGGGAUUGUUAAAGGGAUUGUUGAAUCUGUGGACGGUUCCCGACAGUGAUCUGCUGGCAUGUCACAGUUUACUGAGUGUGCCACUGCGUGUAUCAUCAAAAGUGUACUUUUUUUUCUAUUCUAUUUUCUUUUUUUGUGGGAAAAGUUAUUUUUUGUGAAAUUGGUUCAUUUAGAAAUCAAAUCAGAGAAGGCUGCACUCACAGACUCCCAGUACCUGAUAUCCAAGCAAACACCCACUUCAAGGCGGCACUGAUAUUGCUUUGAACAUUUCCUUAUGCUGUCAUUUUUCUGAUGUUCAAACCACAGCACCUGUUUGCCAGCGUCUGACUUGAAUUUUGAGCAUAGAGGAAGAAAGUGUCAGACUUCCAGAGAAAUGGAAAUUGUUUUUAAAAUGCUGUAGAGCCCUGACAGCGUUUUAUCAUCUGCAAUGUUUGGAGAUUAUCUUGAACUGUUUUUAAGGUACUUUGUACUGUUGUUUUUCCAUUUUCACUCAGUCCUCCCUUCACAUUCUUCCCUGUAAAGCUUUCAUCCAUUUCCAAAUUUAUGGCAUUGACUCUGAAACACUUUAAGAGUUACCUGUUUGACCUUUCCUCUAAAUUCCUUAAAAUCUGCUUAGUGCUUUUGAUCUCUGAGUACUCCCACACACACACACCACGAUCCUCCAAAAUACCCACUUGAUCCUUCUCAAACUCAACAAAUAUGCCUUCUAUAAGACACCCUCUUCAUGUACUGUUAAUUGCUUCUCUAAUGAUACUCUGUCACCAACACCAUGAGCUCCUCACACUCCUUCUCCACCACAACACAGAAUAAUCAACACAUUUCUGUGCAGAUCCGUGUCAUCAUCUUGAGCACCAGAGCCUCAGGCGAGCCAACCUCCUUCAGUCUCCUAAUGGUGGUACGCAUGGCCACAUGGAACCAGAUCCUCGACCCGUGGGUCUACAUCCUCCUGAGGAAGGCUGUCCUGAGGAAACUCUUUGUGUUGUUUCACAGCUGCUGGGGCAUAAAGUCACAGGACCUUCACAGCUGGCAGCGCAGUAUGCUCCGCAGUUCAUUGGAGACCAGCAACCUGGCUGCCGGUCCAUCUUAUGGGCUUAGUAGAUUACCGCUGCCGGACACAGCAAUCAAAUCUAUCACCUGAGCCCUGAUGUGGUGACCUGAACUAUGAAACCCUGGCAAAAAAAGUAAAUAAAUAAGACAGGAAAAAGGGCUACUGAGAUGUUAAACUCUGGUGGAAUACAGAAGAAAAUAGUCGAUAUAUCCUUUACAAGACACUUAGGUUUUUGUCACCAUGAAUUACUAAGAAAUAUUGCCAUCUUGUAUCAUGUUGACUUCACCUUGUUUUGUGCAUCCAUUCAGUACUAUAUCUGUCUGCAAAGUUUCAUA